GUGAGGCUCACAUGGGAAGGAGGGAGAGACAGUAAGAUUUGAUUGAUUUGGAUAAAUACGAAAAACUAUUGGAUCUGCGUUAUUUGAAGAUUUGAAGACGUGUUAACUGAUUGACUCAAAAUCAAAAGUCUUUUUUGAUCUUUUGCCUCUCAAUACGACGUUCCAGAAUCCCAAAAUUCGAGAAUUGUGAUGUGAUUUCAAACACUAGGACCAAAAAAGAAGAAGAGGAAGAGACAUGGACUGGCCGAAAGUUUCCUCUAGAUCAAGCUCUCUUACUGUGGGAGAGAAAGUCUGCGCCGUCUUUAUACCUCUCUUUGCUAUUAUUGAUAUCCUCUUCUCCACCAUUGGACAAUGCUUCGAUUGCCGCCGACGUCGCUCGCCUCAAGUGUGUCAUCACGUGGAUCUGGCUCGUCUUGCACAUGGAUCUCCAUUUUCAGUCAAUGAAGUUGAAGCAUUGUAUGAGUUAUUCAAGAAACUGAGCUGUUCAAUUAUUGAUGAUGGAUUGAUUCACAAGGAAGAGCUUCGGCUAGCGCUUUUUCAAGCUCCUUAUGGUGAGAACCUCUUUCUUGAUAGGGUUUUUGAUUUGUUCGAUGAAAAGAAGAAUGGUGUUAUAGAGUUUGAGGAAUUUAUACAUGCGUUGAGUGUGUUUCAUCCCUAUGCACCAAUCGAGGAGAAAAUCGACUUUGCAUUUAGGCUUUAUGAUCUAAGACAAACUGGAUAUAUAGAGCGAGAAGAGGUGCAUCAAAUGGUGGCUGCUAUUUUGAUGGAAUCUGAAAUGAUUCUGUCCGAUGAACUUUUGACCAUGAUCAUUGAUAAAACAUUUGCUGAUGCAGAUGCAGACAAAGACGGUAAAAUAAGCAAAGAGGAAUGGAAAGUGUAUGUGCUCAAGCAUCCCACAUUGUUGAAGAAUAUGACUCUUCCUUACCUCAAGGAUGUGACAACGGCCUUCCCAAGUUUUAUAUUCAACACUGAGGUUGAAGACUGAGGCAGAACCGGUUCUGCUUGGAUUUUGUCAGUUUCCUUAUUGUAUUUUUACCCAAAUUAGUUGGUGGUUUACCUGUUAGCUGUAAAGUAAAAAAAUUGUGAGGCUCCUGAUAUCUUUUGAUGCACGCAUCUGUACACUGUUCCAUUGCAAGUGAUGAGCAUUAUUUUUA
Brassica oleracea var. oleracea is the source of this 1154-nucleotide messenger RNA. RefSeq names its product calcineurin B-like protein 10. Bases 236 to 985 code for a protein of 249 amino acids. The record is from RefSeq and is a predicted model, not a curated record. The transcript has 9 exons. NCBI's taxonomy places the organism in Eukaryota, Viridiplantae, Streptophyta, Magnoliopsida, Brassicales, Brassicaceae. Gene Ontology annotation, biological process: calcium-mediated signaling. Gene Ontology annotation, molecular function: kinase binding; calcium ion binding.